Acanthoscelides obtectus is the source of this 1955-nucleotide messenger RNA. NCBI's taxonomy places the organism in Eukaryota, Metazoa, Arthropoda, Insecta, Coleoptera, Chrysomelidae. The record is from the annotation of a GenBank genome assembly.
GUACAUUAAUCAGACAGUAUCCACUCAAUCUCUCGCACAACGUGUUUAACCAUUGUUGUAAUCAAGUGUACAAGUUCUGGUCUGGAACAGUGUCCAGCUAUGACAGAAAACGACAAUGGGGCGAAUUGUACAGGCGAUGAAGAAAUAAGGAAUCUAUCUGAUUUGCUGGUCAAUCACAUAGGCUCUGAUAAAAAAAUUGUUGAGGUGCAGACAAGUAGACUAACUGCUCCUGGUGAGAACUAUGGCAGUAUAAUGCUUAAGUUAGACAUAGGAGUUGAGGGUGCUAAUGGUGGUAACAGACAAACCUUGCACAUGGUCGCGAAGAAAAUACCUACUUUGAAGAUGAUACAAGAAAUAUUCAAUAUACAGGUAACCUACAAGAAGGAAGUAGCAUUCUACAUGACUGUAGUGCCAGCGCUACACGAGUUUCAAAGGGAAAUGGGUAUUAAAGACGUAAUUGAUUGUUUUGCAAAGUGUUAUGGAGCUAGAAUCAGCUUGGACAUAGAUAGUGACGAAGUUGACGAAGACGCUGCUUUAAUCUUGGAGAAUUUGCACACAUCAGGGUACAAAAACGUGGAUAGGCUACUAUGCUUUGAUCUAUCCACAACAAGGCUGAUAUUAAAAGACAUAGCAAAUUUUCACGCAACCGUCAUUGCGCUAAAGCUCAAGAAGCCAGAAGUAUUCCAGAAGAGAGUAAAGGCUUUCUGCAGUGACUACAUUCCAAUGAAGGACGUCGUUCAGCCGCUACUACCCAUACUAAGAAGGGUCCUUGAAGAAAACGAAAAAUGUAAACCAUUGGCAUCAAAAAUAAGAGCCUGGGGGGAGAGAGAAGACGAAAGGAAGUCUAGAGAACCUUUUGCUACAUUAGCGCAUUGUGAUCUAUGGGUGAAUAACAUGAUGCAAAAAUUCGUAGAAGGAGUACCUAUCAGCAAUAAACUUGUAGACUUUCAGAUCUACAACUACAGAUCUGCAGCAUCCGAUGUGUUCUUCUUUCUCUUCUCAAGCGUUCAAUUAGAAGUCUUGAAGCGAUGUUUAGAUUCUCUUCUGAAGUUCUACCACGAACAUUUCAUAUCCGUUCUAGAUAUGUUGAAAUGUGACACUAGUGAGUUUGGAUUUGAUGCGUUCUUGGAAGAGAUGAAGCUGGAAGCUGAAUUUGAGUUUGGUCACGCCUUAUUCUUUUCGACGUUAAUUGUACAGGGAAAGAAGAGAAAGUCUGAUUUAACCGAUCACUCGUUCGAUCCUGAGCAGAUGUACAAGGAUAUAAAUGAUACAGCUAGGAGAAGAGCUUGGUAUAUAACUUUCGAAUGUGACAGGAGAGGAUGGCUUUACUAAUAAUUUAAGACUUGGUAUCUUCGGGAAAUUACCAAUGACUUGUGCAGCAGGUCGUGCUGUAUUUCACGUUAAGUUUAUAAUAAUAAACAUGUAUGUUUUUGAAGUAUGAUGUUCCCUCGACCUAGAAUAGAAUAGAAUAAUGCUUUGUUUGUGUUAGCCUGUAAAUAGGAUACAAAACGUCAAAAUAAAAAGAAAAGAUGUGGAUAACUAAUAAUGAAAAACUUGGUCACAAAUCAAACCAUGGUACCCUUGGCUAUAUAGCUGUGUUUUGCUGAAAAGGUGGUCUGAGAUAACAAGUUUCGAAAAAGCUGUACGCUUUAAAACUUUGUUUUAUCUUUUGCCUGAAUCGUGCACAUGAGCUGUCAUAACGAAAUUAAAUUCAAUAGGCUUUUAAGGUAAAGGGUGGUUAGGUUUACCUAUACUUUUCAAAUUAUUGGAAAAGGCAAUGAAUACACAAAUAAAUGAAUACGUUUUGAAAUGUGGUACACUACCAUCUAGACAACGCGGUUUUAAGAAGUGAUAUAUUACUGCUGCAGCGUUGUUAGAUCUAACUGACAGGGCUUGAGAUAACAAUCAAACUACUUUCUUUUGGAUUUUUCUAAAGCGUUUGACACCAUCAACCA